UGUCGAGUACAUUAUUAUUAAAAACUAAAUCUAUCUAUAACCAUGAUAUGAGUUUCUCGUUGAAUUUUGAUCAAAUGGACAAUCAGAUGAUGCGAUAUAAAAUGUUGGACAUAUAACGGGUCUUGAAGAUUUCUCUCGAACAUAAAUAGUUAUUGGCAUUCGAUUGAACUCUCUAACAGGGUCGAAAAUCCAAUAUUAUAUAUGUUGAUGCUCCAACUUAGUGGGUCGAUACCCUUUUCGUAUGUGCUUUUUUUCGUUCGCUACGUGUAUUUUUAUGUCUUUCCCCCUUUUAACAUGUAUUAAGCGUUGCAGCGAUUUAUUGAAUUUCACUCGAUGUAUACAUCCGACUCUUCCCUCGCAACUUUAUAAUCAUCUUUAGCUGCAAGCGAGUAACUUUUACAUAAUAAAUGAUUAUCGAUACGCUUCGUUCAGGUCGAUUGUAAGCAUGCAAUUGUUAGUCAUUCGAACUGCAGAGCAAAACUGCGACUACUGGUCCUGUGUCGAGGUGCUGAUUUAAUGGUUUUGGCCUUUAAAGACCUUGUUUAUCCGCUAGCCUAGUGUAAUUAUACGAAGCGAUAACGUGCCACAUAAUUAUUGCGGGGGUGUAUUUUCAGUAAACCUUUUUGCGACCUCAGCGUAGCUUGAUAUUCAAAUUUGCUCGCGAUUUAGGCUUGCCGCGAUCGCUCACGGGAUAAUCUCGGUGAAUUUACCACGAUUAAUUUGCUUAUGUACAGGGAAUAUUCGUAUUUGACAAAGCAUUGACUACGUGUAUACGCGGCAAGCCCGGAAGUAUUAGAAUCCGCUGUAGAACGAGGAGGUCGCGUACACGCUUUCGGGUGCAAAAAAAUAUGCGAAUUUCCUAUAUACAAACGUUGGAACGGGAGAUCGAGGGGUGGGGCAGUAGUAGCAGCGGCAACAGCGGCGGCGGCGGCAGCUCUUUCACCCAGUUUCAUUUGACCCGAUACGCGAACAGGCGAACGCUAAAUUGCCUCGCACUAUAUACAUACACAUAUAGGGUAGAGGCAGCACUGGCUCUAUUUCCACGCGCUCGGCGUUGGCGCGAGUGCAGCAGUGCAUGUACACCAGAAGCAGCAGCAGCAAGAGAGGGAAAGAGAGAGGCGCUGCUCCUCAUUCGUACGACUCUUACGUCACUGCGGUAUAAUCCGAAGCGCAGGCGCGUAGAAAGCUCCGCUGCUACCACUGCUGCUCGUACUUGCAAAAUCGAUGGGGGGCUUGCGCGCACUCUGACUCUCUUUCUCUCUCUCUCCCUCGCGUGGGCUGCUUCCAUCGUCGUCGUCGUCCCUCGAACGCGGAUUGCGCGCGCCCCGAGAGUUUGGUCGGCCCGCAGUGUAGCCCUGCUUCCCGGACGAGGCCCCCGCGCGCAGUCCGACCUCGUUGACGGCCAAAGACGUAGCCGCCGCCGCCACCGACAAAACGUGCGCGUCGAUUCAACACACACACACGACAAGGAUCAUGUGUAGCAGUCCGAAGAGCCUCUAGUCUACUUGGGUAGAGUUGGCUGCUGCUCCGCGCCGCGCGAGUGACGCGAAAGCGACAAGAUGGGCAAACCAGUGCCGGUGGAGGACCUGGUGAUACCGCCGCAGGACGGCCGCAUCUGCGGCACCAUCUGCCUGUGCCAGAUGACGGCGGUGCUGUCCUCGGUCGCCCUGGUCUAUCUCACGGUGGCGGUCUACAUGCCGAGCACGCGGGCCUUCCAGUCGGGCAUAAGCGAGGUGCCGGCCAUGUGCACGACCAUCCGGGCGACCAACGCCGACAACUGCGACUGGGGCAGCUGCGGCGAGUGGUGCCUGUCCAAGACUUCGGGGCCCUGCGUGCAGAUACACGUGAAUCUGCGCCACAACGGCUCGUCCAUUCUGCUGGCCAACUGCACCAACACGACCAACAAGACGUGCUACGGCAUCGACCAGGAGAACGCCAAGAAGUCCAAGUGCAUCGCGGACGAGUGUCGCAAUCUGACGGGCACGUUCAACUGCACCAUGGGCACCUGCAUCAACAUAACGGACGCGUUCGAGUGCGCGUUCCACGACACCGAUCCGCCCCUCAAGUGCUCGGGCCGUCGCGGCAAGAUAACCUGCAUCGAGAUCGACGGCUUGUUCAAUUGUAAUCGGGGCACCUGCGAGAAGAUCAGGCCGCCCUACAACUGCGACCGGCGCUGCGUCGACAUACCCACUCGCAACAAGAACGUCAUACUGCUGAGCGGCGACAAAGUGUACUUGUCCUCGUGCGAGAAGGCCCUCGACAUGGAGAGCGAGAAGGAGAUCUGGAACGAGAAGCGGGGCGACGUCAUGAUGGCCUCCUGCUACGGCAUCUACAACACGAGUCUCGGCGUCGAGGCGGUCGACUGCAUCAACGGCUCGGUCCUCGAGAAGGACAUGCUCACGGACUUGACCAACUUCACGUAUCUGUCCUACCUGAACCUGUACGCGACCAAGCCGCUCGACGACACGCGCAAGUUCAUACCGCCCGAGAUGGACCUGAUCAUCGCCAACGAGAGCCGACUGCUGAUCAAUCUCGAGGGCUGCGUCAACACCCUGCGCGACGAGUGCAAGUUCUUCCUGCAGGAGUACGGCAAGGACGGCUCGGAUCACAACGCGCGGGCCCGUUUUCCCUGCUACUACGCCGACGGCAAGACGAGCAUCGUCGUGUCGCGCUUCGACCUCGAGUCCACCUACAAGGAGUUCCUCGUCGCGUUCAUCAUGCCGAGCGUGCUGUUCGUCGUCAGCUGUCUCACGCUCAUACUGUGCCAGCGCACCGUCGUGGUGGGCGACGACGCCAAGAUGCGCUUCAAGGGCACCCCCGGCGCCGCCCUGACCCAGUUGGCCCUCGAGAAGAGCGCCUCGGGCAAUCUCGUCGACGCCGGAGGCGGGGCCGCCUCCGACUCCGUCAUGGCUCUCUGAGAUCCGUCACGCAUUCCCCUCCUGGAAGAGAGCCCGGCUCGACAGUCGAUAUUCUCUCUGCGCGGGCACUACUGAGGAAGUGUUGGAAAAGUUGGGGGGUGGGGGGGAACGCGUGGUUCUUGUUCUUCU
Molecule: messenger RNA, 3047 nt
Organism: Trichogramma pretiosum
Lineage: Eukaryota; Metazoa; Arthropoda; Insecta; Hymenoptera; Trichogrammatidae
Gene: Teh3
Exons: 2
Coding region: 1560-2918 (452 amino acids)
Biological process (GO): regulation of sodium ion transport
Molecular function (GO): sodium channel regulator activity
Source: RefSeq, a predicted model, not a curated record